AUGAGAGAAGCAGGGGAUGAACCAGACACAGAUGAACUGACUGGCAGAAGAGAUGACACCUCACUGCAAGGCACAGUGACUAUCACUGCAGCUGCAAAAGAAGCAGGAGAAGAUGUGACAAUGAGAGUGAUACUCUCACAGCUCAUUGACAUCACUGCUUUCACCUUCAAUCUGGCUUUCUUAGUAGUCAUGAAGGCUGCCGCCGCAUCAUGA
Molecule: messenger RNA, 213 nt
Organism: Blastomyces dermatitidis ER-3
Lineage: Eukaryota; Fungi; Ascomycota; Eurotiomycetes; Onygenales; Ajellomycetaceae
Exons: 1
Coding region: 1-213 (70 amino acids)
Source: RefSeq, a predicted model, not a curated record